Spinacia oleracea (spinach) is the source of this 1722-nucleotide messenger RNA. RefSeq names its product ankyrin repeat-containing protein NPR4-like. Gene Ontology annotation, molecular function: protein binding. Bases 157 to 1227 code for a protein of 356 amino acids. NCBI's taxonomy places the organism in Eukaryota, Viridiplantae, Streptophyta, Magnoliopsida, Caryophyllales, Amaranthaceae. The transcript has 2 exons. Gene Ontology annotation, cellular component: plasma membrane. The record is from RefSeq and is a predicted model, not a curated record.
UUUAGAAAUUUCUCAAGAGUACGGAGUAGUUCAAAACAUAUUUCCAUGGUUUUUAUGUUAAUUUCUCAGACCUGUAUCUAUAAUAAUUAAUAAUAUAUUUCCCACUACUUCCAGCAAUUCGGUAUCUUCAUCUUCAAUUCCGAAAAAUCACUCGUUAUGGAAGAAGACAAGGCAGUGUUGAAGGCAGCAAGUGAGGGGAACAUCUCCAAGUUGCAGGAAUUGAUGGAAGAAAAUCCAAUGUUACUUGACAAUUAUUUAACCCCCUUCAGUAAAACUCCACUCCAUAUUGCAGCCUUAUCUGGGAAAGCAGAGUUCGCAAAGGAGCUGUUGAAGCACGCACCAUGGUUGGUAAAACAGAAGAACAACCGUGAAAAGGGCCUCAAUGCACUCCAUAUGGCUGCAGCUAAAGGUCAUUUUGAACUUGUGAAGAUGCUUUUAGAUUUCGAUGAUGAUAAUGAUAAGCUUUCUCUCAUUGGUGAUGCUCAAGGUUCAACACCCCUUCAUUAUGCUGCUUACUAUGGAAGGGUUGAUGUUGUGAGAUUGUUGUUAACUACAAAUCCAGAACUCGUUAAUUCAAUGGGUGAAACUCCUCUUCGAAUCGCUGAUAAAUGCAAGCAGCGCGAUGUGAUUACUGUGUUUGAUCAACAGGGGGUUGGAUUUACCCAAGGAGAUGCGGUUCAAUUAUUUCUUGCUUCUAAAACUCAGGCACCGGGAGUGUUUCAAGCAUAUUCUCAAAAUUUAGGACAAAGUCGUGAAGAAUGUGGGGCCGACAUUCAGAUGAACUCUCAAGUUGAGGCAAAAUAUGAAGAGAAGAAGAUGGCGAAGGAGGCCAUGCUCGUUGUUGGGGUACUUAUAGCAACAGUGAGUUUUCAGGCACUGAUGAGCCUUCCACAAUCCAUAUGGGAGGACGGUCAGUUACGUGGGAAGUCCUCUAUCUAUUUCCUGGCUUGCAACACAGUAAGUUUUUUUGCUAGUUGCUUUGGCAUCUAUGUUUCUUUAAGAAAGGAUCCAACCAUGAUACUUUUCUGGGUCUCAUCUUCCCUUGUUUGGACUGCUGCAAGUUAUGUUUGUGUUCUGAUAUCCGUGCUGAACAAGAAACAUGUUGCUCAUGAUCUACUUAUCACAUCAAUUGCGAUGGCUGUACCUAAUAUGAUCGUCAGCCUGAUUGUUUAUUCUGAAUCAAUAAAAAAAAUUGUGAAGAAAAUAAAAAGAUAUGCACAAGGAUAAGGGUCAGUCAACAGUUCAUACUUCAUAUGUUUUUGUUAAUAAGUAAUUAGUAUCAAAUUUACUUAGACAUAAGAUUAUGUUUGUAUUAUAAAUCUUGUGCAAUUUCUUCAACAAUGUGUUACUAACCCCAACAUGGUAGAUGAGUCUCGGAUGAUCCCAAACAUAUACGGCAUGGAGUGAUGUGGUAAAAUUGUUAGAGCUUAGUUAUUGUUGGCAGAUUGAUACCUUCAUCAGUUCUUGUUAUAUUAGUGACAAGAUAUCUGAAUUUUGUGGCACCAACAUAUCUAAAGUUUGCGGCAGCAAGAAUCCUUCAUAAUUGAUCCAUAGGAUUUGCUUGAGCGCCAGAUUUUGUUCUAUUAGAAGAAUAUAUUAUGCUGGUUGUAUUCUUAUUUUACGCAUUUUAUUUUAGGGAUACAUUUAUAUAAAUAGAGAUUUAUAGGAGUACUACUUUGUAUUAUAUUUACCACGUUAUUUUUAUUGUGUAUGUUUUGCUUA